UCCUACAUAAAAUCAUAUUCAAAGAUUUGCAUAUUCCCAACAAGAUUACAAACAAAUGGGCCUUUAAAAUUUCUGUGAAACUAGGCUCGUUUGCACGCACAGGAGUACAGGACUGUUUAUGAGGGUAGGGUGACGGCUGGAUUUCUUCUGCAAUCACUUGUUUGAACACGUUCCUCAUCAAUUUAGGUAUCGGAUCAGACGCCGCCGGCCGUCCAGCUGUGUAAUCGUGCUUCGUUCUGUAUCACCUGAAUUGAAUUCUGGAGUCUUAUAUUCGUACGCCACUGUAACUCUGUACCUACGAUGAAUACAAUGGAAAAUGUAUUUCAGCAGCUCUUAGCUGCUUCUGGCUCUUCCACAGUGAAAGAAUCACUUGACUGUCUCAUUGAAACUGCAAAAACUUCUGAUGGCCGAUUAGACCUUGCUUGCAAGCGUAUUGUUGUACCAGUACUCAGGCUCUGCCAGUCUCCACCUUCUGCCGAAGAACUUUUCUUGUCGAUAAAGCUGCUUAGAAACUUGUGUGCUGGAGAGAGUAAAAAUCAGGACCUAUUUAUUCAUCAAAACGGUGUUGCUAUUAUUUUGGGUCUCAUCAAAUCUAUGGGGUUUGUUUCCAGUAGUUCUGAUAAUAGGACACUUCAUAUGGUAUUGCAACUCUUGGGAAAUGUUUCAUUAGCUGGUGAACAACAUCAAGGCGUUAUAUGGCGCGAAAUGUUCCCCUUUGGAUUUCUAGAUAUUGCUAGAGUUCAAAGCAAGGAAAUAUGUGAUACUUUGUCCAUGGUUAUCUAUACAUGUGUUGAGGGCAGCAACAAGUCAUCCGUAGAGUUGCUUGGAGAUGCAGGAAUGGACAUUGUAGUAGAAAUUAUACGAACUGCUACAAUAGUUGGAUAUAAAGAGCACUGGGUGAAAUGGCUUCUGUUCAAAAUAUGUUUUGAAGAUUCUUAUUUUUCACCACUUUUCUCUAAAUUAUCUCCGGUUGCUGAAGAUGAGAACUCUGAUAUGAAUGUAGCUGGAAUUAAUAGUUUUGGAGCUGAACAAGCGUUAUUACUGGGUAUUCUAGCAGAAAUUCUUAAUGAGCAACUUGGAGAUAUAGUUGUUUCUAAUGAAUUUUCAUUGUUCCUAUUCAAGAUAUUGAGAAACAUUGUUGGGGUUGUUGACUUUAGUACUAGAGGAAAAUUGCGUCUUCCAACUGGUUCAGCUGAUGUCGACAUCAUGGGCUACUCCCUGUCCUUAUUAAGAGAUAUUAGUGCAUGCCAAGGUCAAAAUGUUAAGAACCAGGGUGAAGAUGCUGUAGAUAUGCUAGUCUCAGCUGGGCUAGUUAAGUUUCUUAUUAGAUUGCUCCGAGACCUAGAGCCUCCAGCAAUGAUUAGGAAAGUGGCGGUCGACAACAAUAAGGUAGAAGACUCAACUUCAAAGUCUUCAAAGUAUCAGAGCCCUUACAUAGGUUUCCGCAAAGAUUUGGUUGCCAUCAUUGGGAAUUGUAGCUACCGCAGGAAGCACGUUCAGGAUGAAAUAAGAGAACAAGACGGAAUUCUUCUUUUGUUACAACAGAACGUCACUGAUGAAGAUAGUCCAUUCUUGAGGGAGUGGGGCAUCUGGUCAAUGAGAAAUGUUUUCGAAGGUAAUGAAGAAAACCAAAAAUUAGUUGCUCAAUUGGAGCUCCAGAGAUCUGUGGAUACUCCUGAGAUCACUGAGAUGGGCCUCCGGGUAGAAAUUGAUCCAAAAACUCAGCGCCCAAAGCUUGUAAAUGCCUAAUCAAGUAUCGUGUGUUUGCCUGAAGGAAUGAGUUGGAGGGCGCCAUUUGUGUGUGGAAUGGAGAAACUCAUUGAACCAGGGGGUGAACAUGUGAACGUUGUCAUACACAAUAUCGUUCAUAGCUCGAGAAACACACUAGCUGACAGGUUAACGACAUUCUGGAGACUGCAGUAGCCAGCUGGUUUCUGCAUAAAUGCAUGAUAUAACUCAUUAGUGCAUGAUAUUUUCCAGUUCAAAGACUCUUAGCUUAUUUCCAGUCAUAAUAUUUUGUUUUACUUACCUUUUGCUUGUAAAAAUUGCUGUAUUUUGGUAGAUAUGCACUUGCAUUACUUAAAUCGAGUACUAUUGACAUUUUUUUUCUGGAAGACAAGUAUUUUAUUAA
Molecule: messenger RNA, 2131 nt
Organism: Salvia hispanica
Lineage: Eukaryota; Viridiplantae; Streptophyta; Magnoliopsida; Lamiales; Lamiaceae
Gene: MEE50
Product: ARM repeat superfamily protein
Cellular component (GO): cytosol
Source: RefSeq, a predicted model, not a curated record